AUGGCCCAAGGAUAUCUAUACCCUAGACUCGAUAAUAUCUUGGAUGGGAACAAUGAUGAAACGGAUGACAACGAAAAUAUGGAUAGAGAAAUCGUAGACCCUUCCUUUGGUGCAGAAGGUACUGACGAAGUCGUAACGCGAGGUGUACCUUUCAACACAAUCGUUCCGGAUAAUAUACGACCAGCAGCCAUGAGAGAUAUGGAGCAAGUUCGAAGUCAUAACUGUGCUUUUAUGAUUGAACCAUUUAAAUUUGAUCCAACAUAUCCUGAGGGUGCACCUGUUCCUCUUCGAAACAACUUUCAAUGUGGUAAACGCGGAGAAAUAGAUCAUGUGCACAUGCCAUGUUCACGAUACAAUCUUACUAGAAAGAAAGAAUUGGUAUGGCAUAUCAUUCACAAAGCAUUGAUGAACUUAAAACAGAUGUGCGAUACUCAUACGGCGACUAUAGAGGAACUGAAAGAAACUAUUCGAAAUUGUACUCGACAAGAACAUGAAUUUAGCACAUUGGAAAAACUAAUCAACGAUAUUUAUUCGAAUGAACAGCGAGCAUAUUUUAUGUCGACGAUCCUGCCGAAUAUGUGUAAUCUUGCUUUGAAUGUUGAUAAAAUAUGUCCUCAACCACCUCCAUUGUUGCGUGUCGGAUCGAAUGCUUCUGUUACGUUAUCACAACAACAAGCGGCUGCAUUAUUGGCUUGUGGAUUCUUUUGCCUAUUCCCGAAUCGAUCCUACGGUGAUGGAAAGUAUAAAUUUAAGAGAUUUCCAAAUCCAAAUUUUGAUCGAUUGUAUAGAUCCGGUCAUCCGAAGAAAGUAGAGAAAUUAAAAUGUAUUCUCCACUAUUUUCAACGAAUUACCGAGAAAAAGCCCAAUGGUGUGAUUACUAUUCAGCGGUCUGCCUUGCCGUUAAAUAGAAUUCCGGUAUGGGAAAGACAGACAACAAAUUUAUGUGAUUUACAUCUAACAACAGGCUUAAGAAUUGAAGACAUGCAGAGCACUUUACAAGUUGAUUUUGCUAACGCAUAUAUCGGUGGUGGGGUACUAAGAGGUGGUUGUGUUCAAGAAGAGAUUCGCUUUGCUAUUUGUCCCGAGAUGCUUGUCAGCUUACUCCUUUGUGAGAAAAUGGAGAAGAACGAAUGUGUUUAUCUGAUCGGAUGCGAACGAUACUCAUUAUACAAAGGGUAUUCGAACACAUUCGAAUUUGCUGGUGACUACCGAGACGAGACACCGAAAGAUAAUUGGGGUCGAAGAUCGUGUUACUUAGUUGCUAUGGACGCAAUAUACUUUAGUGACAAAGGUAAACAGUAUGACAUGGGAUGUGCUGAACGUGAACUACUCAAAGCUUAUGUCAGCUUCCGACAAGAGGGAUAUGAGUUACUUCGUCACGAUGCUAUUACAACUGGCAAUUGGGGUUGUGGUGCAUUCAAUGGUGAUCGAGAACUAAAAGCGAUUAUUCAAUGGAUGGCAGCAUCUGAAGCUCGAUGUUCGCUUAUCUAUGCGGCCUAUCGUGAUACAAGACUCAUUGAUUCAUUGGGCGUAGUUUAUGAUUAUUUGAGAGAUCAACAGGCAAACGUAGGAUACUUGUAUAAAUAUCUUCGAGAAUAUUUUACGCAAACUAAAUGCGGAACAUUAUUUGAUAGCAGACAUUUUAUUAUGGCUGAUGAUGCGACUCGUGAACGACGCAGAGAACGAAGGACGAGACCUCGUAAUGAUGCCACUAAUGCGGACACGAGUUCUCAUUUUCCCAAUGCUGAAGCAUUACAAACGGCGUCAUUCGAUCACAUUGUUAACAUGUGUCCCAAUCCUCCUGAGAUGAAGGACAUGGAACAUAUGACCAAUGCAAAAUGUAUAUUCAUGAUUUUACCAUUCAAAUAUGACUCAUCUCGAUCCAAUGAUAAACCAAAGCCAAAGCGUGAUGCGCGUGGCUAUCGUGAUAUAUGGGAUGCACAACAUGUGCGUAUGCCGUGUUCGCCUAAAAAUAGCAUUGAAAAAUAUGGAUCGAUCUGGAAUGGUAUCUGUGAACAGUUGCAUUAUCUUCAACGUCUCUGCAAGGAGGGCACCGCUAGUUUUAGAGAUUUGAAAAUAACGAUUGAAAAGUGUGCUGGACGUCAAUAUAACAUGGAUUGCUUGGAUAUACUCAUCAAUCGAGAAUAUCAACAUGUUGAACGACAGGAAUUUUUGUCAUUGGUUCUACCCAAUAUCUGCAAUCUUGCAUUGACUGUAGAUAAAGUUUUUGGCGAGCCACCUCCUCUAUUACGAAUCGGAGCGGAUAGUUCGUUGACAAUGUCACAAAGGCAAGCUGCAUCGCUACUGGCUUGUUCAUUCUUCUGUUUGUUCCCAUACCGUUCAGAUAAUGUUAAUGAACAAAUCGACGAAUAUAAAUAUUUUCAAAACCCAAAUUUCAAUAGGUUGUAUAACAAGGGAGCACAACACAAGAUCGAAAAACUCAAAUGUAUUCUGAAUUAUUUUCGACGUAUAACAAAUCAAAUGCCAAAUGGUGUAAUUAGUUUCCGACGAUGUAUAUUACCUAAGAUGUCUUGUCCAAACUGGUCUGCAUCUCAAGCGAAGCUCUCUCAAAUGCAUUUAACAAUGGACAAAAAGAUCGAAGAUAUCGAAGGUGUUUUACAUGUUGAUUUCGCGAAUGAAUAUAUUGGUGGAGGUGUUUUAAGAAGUGGAUGUGUUCAAGAAGAAAUUCUAUUCAGCAUUUGUCCUGAAAUGCUCGUUUCUUUGCUUGUUUGUGAAAAAAUGACUGAUGAUGAAUGUAUAUUCUUGAUUGGCUGCGAACGUUUUUCACAGUACAAAGGUUAUGGCGAUUCAUUUCAAUUUGCUGAAGACUACACUGAUAAUACGCCUAGAGAUAAUUGGGGUCGAAAAUGGAGUCACGUAGUUGCUAUGGAUGCAUUGUAUUUUGAUAAACCGGAAGUACAAUACGCAAUGCAGUAUAUUGAUCGUGAAUUAAUCAAAGCAUUCACAAGUUUUCGCACACGGAAAACAAGUAACAAACCAGAUAUUGUAUUUGGUAUUGCCACUGGAAACUGGGGCUGUGGUGUAUUCAAUGGUGACCGGCAACUAAAAGGUAAGGCAUCAUUCCAUCUCGAAUGGGACUUUUGUUUGAAGCAUAUUCUUCUUCCAGCAAUUAUUCAAUUAAUGGCAGCUUCACAAGCUCAACGUCCACUUAUCUAUGCCACAUUUCAUGAUACAAAUCUAGCGGAAUCUUUCUCAGAAGUCUACAAUUAUUUAGUACAUCAGCGAGCCACAGUCGCAGAUUUAUAUCGAUAUCUUGAAUGUUACUCGCAACGAAACAAGCAAGAAAAUUUGUUUGAGUUUAUUCUUCGUAAACCAAUCGAAUCUCUAAACUAA
Molecule: messenger RNA, 3354 nt
Organism: Adineta ricciae
Lineage: Eukaryota; Metazoa; Rotifera; Eurotatoria; Adinetida; Adinetidae
Source: the annotation of a GenBank genome assembly